AUUCCCAUACAGAGAUGGAUAGGCUCACAACUCUGGCUUCUCAAAGGGCAGUUGUAAUCUUCAGUAAUAACUCAUGUUGUAUGUCCCAUACUAUCAAGACUUUGUUCAGGGAGCUUGGAGUGAACCCUGCGAUUUUCGAGCUCGACGAAGACCCAAGAGGUAGAGAGAUUGAGAGAGCUCUUCAAAGCCUUGGAUGCAACCCUUCAAUACCAGCUGUGUUCAUAGGGGGUAGAUUAAUGAUAUCUUCCACCAAUUCUUCAUCCACUAAAGAAAUAAUGCAGCUUCAUCUUGAAGGUUCUCUAGUACCAUUGCUGAGAAGUGUAGGAGCCAUUUGGCUUUGAUGAUAAUAUAUGAUCAAGCUCUGUUACCAGCUACAAUAAGAUCAUAUAUUGUUCAUAUUGUGACCCUUAAUUUCCUUCUUAAUCUCUCAUCUUUCUCAAGGAAAAAAGAAAUAAAAUAGACC
Messenger RNA from Telopea speciosissima, 463 nucleotides. Its product is annotated as monothiol glutaredoxin-S4-like. The record is from RefSeq and is a predicted model, not a curated record. Bases 15 to 341 code for a protein of 108 amino acids. Lineage: Eukaryota; Viridiplantae; Streptophyta; Magnoliopsida; Proteales; Proteaceae. The transcript has a single exon.